Messenger RNA from Beta vulgaris subsp. vulgaris (sugar beet), 2752 nucleotides. RefSeq names its product probable glycosyltransferase At3g07620. Gene Ontology annotation, molecular function: glycosyltransferase activity. The transcript is spliced from 4 exons. Lineage: Eukaryota; Viridiplantae; Streptophyta; Magnoliopsida; Caryophyllales; Amaranthaceae. The record is from RefSeq and is a predicted model, not a curated record. Bases 508 to 2388 code for a protein of 626 amino acids.
UACUGUAAGAUUUUACAACAUUAAUCUUGAAACUGUAAAAUUUUGCAAGUGCAAGCUUUUUUUUUUUUGGUCAUAUGUACAGAAAACACUAGCAUAUUUGCUACUCUUUCUGUUAGUCUUUGUGUAAGUUCACUUCAUUUGCUUCAAUUUUGUUUCUAACUUGUGUAAUUUCUGUCAUUAUUGGCUAGAUAAGUUCAAUUUCUUCAAAUCUAACUGCUCAGAAUUCCAGUAUUUUUCUGGGUUUUUUUAAUUUUUUGGGGUUGAAUUUGUUCUGAGGAAAGAGGAACUUUACUGAUUAGCUUUUGUUAACAAUUAAUUGUGUUAUUUUUUUUAUUCAAAAAGUGUGUUUUUGGAUGGUUUUGUACUUGCAGUGAACUGGGUAUUGGCUAUUAUGUUCAUUGAUGAAUCUGUUUCUGAAAAUCUGCUUCUUUUGCUGGAUAGUUAAUGGCUUCUCUCAUAUGAAAAUAUCUUGAUAUAAGGGUUGGAGAUUUGUAUAGUGUUCUGGGCAUGGAGUAUUCUGUUCAAUUUCAAAAAUUAUGUCAAAUUGAAGCAAAGAGAUUUGUGUUAAUAUUGGGUUUUGUUGCUAUUACCUGCUUGAUGCUUCAAUCCUUCAUGCUACCCUAUGGAAAUGCACUUAAGUCUCUACUUCCGGAUAAUGAAGUUGUCCUGAGUGUUGAUAGCGGCUUUUCGUCGAGCCAAUUAUUGGUUAAAUCAGAAAAGGAGGAUGGGAUUAAUCCUUCAAAUCUUGUAGGAGUAGUAAAACAAGAUAAUCAUAGAAUUGAUGAUGGAUUUUUAGAGAGUGGCAAUGCAUCUAGGGAGAUAGAUAGAAGUAUACAGGAUGAACCUCUUGGAUUUGACAGGCUUUCAGGCCAGAAGUUUGUAGGUGACAUCCAGAAAAAUAGCUCUGGGGUGGAGUUGAAUCAUGUUGGUAAAAUUGAGCAUAUAGUAGGGUCGGAACAUCAAAUUUUGCAUGAGAGCAGUUUGGAAUUGAAUGAGAGUUCCAGUUCUAAUGGAAAUAAAAAUGUUGAGAUAUGGAACCAAGAGGACCUAGUACUACCUGUGAAUGAAAACAAGUUCCAAGACGCAACUGGUCUUGCUCUUCUAAGGAAGUCAGGAGCGAUGGGUACUCGUCGAAGUAAGAAGGUGAAACCUGGAAUGCCACCGAUCUCUGUAGUACCUAUAGAUAGGAUGAAUCGGAUAUUAGCUCGGCACCUUGCUUCUUCUAUUAGAAUGAAACCUCAAAGGUCUUCUCUUGAUGACCGUGAUAAGGAAAUUUAUGAUGCAAAGUUGAAGAUUAUCAAUUCUACCGUGGCUGAUGUUGACAAGGAACUUUAUGCUCCUGUUUUCAGAAAUGUUUCUAUGUUCCUGAGGAGCUAUGAAUUAAUGGAGAAAGUAUUGAAAGUCUAUGUCUACAAGGAUGGUACAAAGCCCAUAUUUCAUCAACCAAUACUCAAGGGACUAUAUGCUUCGGAGGGCUGGUUUAUGAAACUGAUGGAGGGAAACAAGCAUUUCGUAGUGAAGAACCCAAAAAAAGCUCACCUAUUUUAUAUGCCUUUUAGCUCGAGAAUGCUAGAGUAUGCAUUGUAUGUGCCAAAUUCUCAUUCCCGUGCAAAUUUAAGGCAAUUUGUGAAAGAUUACACUGAAGCAAUUGCAGCAAAAUAUCCUUUCUGGAACAGAACUGGGGGAAAAGAUCACUUUGUUGUUGCUUGCCAUGACUGGGCCCCAUAUGAAACAAGACACCAUAUGGAGAACAGCAUCAAAGCCCUUUGCAAUGCUGAUGCUACUAUAGGUUUCAAGAUAGGGAGGGAUGUGUCACUGCCAGAAACCUUUGUUCGUUAUGCAAGAAAUCCUCUUAGAGACAUCGGAGGAAAACCGCCGUCAAAAAGGAACAUCCUUGCUUUCUAUGCUGGAAACAACCAUGGGUAUUUACGGCCCACCCUGCUAAAACAUUGGAAAGACAAAGACCCUGAUAUGAGAAUAUAUGGUCUAUUGCCCGUCAAUGUUUCAAGAAGGAUGAACUAUCUUCAGCACAUGAAAAGUAGCAAGUAUUGCAUAUGUCCUAAAGGUCACGAGGUCAAUAGCCCAAGAAUUGUCGAAGCCAUCUUCUAUGAAUGUGUGCCAGUGAUAAUUUCUGACAAUUUUGUCCCUCCUUUUUUCGAGAUCUUGAAUUGGGAAGCAUUCUCAGUUAUAGUUUCAGAGAAAGACAUCCCAAAGUUGAAAGAAAUUUUAGUAUCAAUACCAAUGGAGAAGUAUAUUAAGAUGCAGCUUGCAGUGAGAAAGGUCCAGCGGCAUUUCCUCUGGCAUGCUAGGCCUGUCAAGUACGAUCUUUUCCAUAUGACCCUUCAUUCUAUUUGGUAUAGCAGAGUUUUUCAGAUUCAAAGGCGAUAGAGAGAUCUGGAUCAAACCAUUUUUACGCUAAAGCUUGCUAGGAAUGACGUUGAGAUGAUAAUUAAACAGGAGGGGAUUCUACGAAAGAUAUGGUAAUGACUAGGGCAUCUGUACCGGGACCUUGUCCGAUGUGUUGCUGUCAGCAGUCUGCAUGUAUAUAUGAAGUUGCACUACUUGGAAGCUUAGCCAGUUGCUCUACCUCACUGUAAGCUGUAAUAAUACGUAUCAUCAUUCUUUUAUCUCGUCUAUUUGUAUGUAGCAUAUGUUACCAGUUUUCAAUUGGGAAGCAUGUUCCACUUACCUGGACAAAUAUAGUGUUGUUAAUCAUAUCAUUAUAUAAUAGAAGGUUUCAAUGUUAUUGUUA